ACUAACUAUUACAGCUUUGAAAACUUUUAACAACCAACCACUUGCCACUAUAAAAUUUCUUGUUUCAACUCACACUUAACAGUGAGUUUACUUCAAUGACAACUCCCUAUAAUAUUGCAGUAAUAAUCAAGAACCCUUCAAAUGAAGAUGAAUUUCUACUUGUUAAACAAACCCCACCUCCCAAAUUCAAUGAUCCUGAAUAUGAUUCUUUUUUAGAUUCACCUUUAUGGGAUUUACCUUCUUCACCAUUGUCACUUCUUGAUUCUCCUUCAGAUAAUAAUCAGAUUUUCAUACAAGUCCCUGAUUCUUGCUCAAAUGAGGUUGAUUUAAGUAAAUUUGAUCUUAAUUCUGCUCUUCAUAAGGUUCUAAAGCAAGUGGAAUCAGAGGAUACCACAGUUGAGUGGAAAUUCCUGAAGUACGUACAAGAACCUGAAUUUGGACCAGGAUUGCCAGUAAAGACGGUCUACAUCAUUGGAACUUUGGGUCCUCAAAAUGGAAAAUUCAAGGAUGUUGAGUUCUGCAAGUGGAUGAGCAUUGAAAGAUGCACUAGUAUGCUUGUUGAAGUGAAGCCUUGCAGUGACCGUAUAGGAUCAUUGGUGGUUGUUGGUCUUCUGAAUGAUUCAAAGAAAUCUGGGACUUGGAAAAUUCCACCCACCUUGCAAUUUCAGGAGUACCCUCCUGGUGUUAAAGUUAUACGUAUGGAAAGUAGAACAGCUAAGCCUUUUCGUACAACAAACUUAAUUGUUUUCCUGCCUGGAGGCGAUGCUAGUGGGCGUGAUGAUAGUUUUAUCGCUCGUGGGGAAGCACUCAUAGUAGACCCGGGAUGCAAGUCUGCUUCGUAUGAACAGCUCAAGGAAAUCAUUGCUGUUUUGCCGAGAAAGCUAGUCGUCUUUGUGACACAUCAUCAUAAUGAUCAUGUUGAUGGUCUUUCAGUAGUCCAGAAGUACAGUCCUGAUGCUUGUCUUUUGGCUCAUGAAAAUACGAUUCGUCGAAUUAGAAAAGAUGAUUGGUCUCUCCCAUAUGUUUCAGUUUCUGGAUCUGAGGAAAUUUGCAUUGGCAAUCAGAGAUUGAGAAUUAUCUCAGCACGGGGACAUACAGAUGGACAUAUGGCGCUGCUUCAUGUUAGUACAAACUCAUUGAUUGUAGGGGAUCAUUGUGUGGGCCAAGGAAGUGCUCUUUUAGAUAUGGCAUCUGGUGGAAAUAUGAAGGAUUACUUUCAGACAACAUACAAAUUCAUUGAGCUCUCUCCUCAUGCUUUGAUUCCCAUGCACGGAAGAACUAAUAUGUGGCCAAAACAUAUGCUCAGUGGGUAUCUCAAAAACCGUAGACACAGAGAAUCCACCAUCUUAAAGGCCAUAGAAACUGGCGCCAAAACAUUGUAUGACAUAGUUGCUUACACUUAUGCCGAUGUUGACCGAAGCCUUUGGUUUUAUGCCUCAUCAAACGUGAGACUCCACGUGGAACAUCUAGCACUGCAGGACAAGUUACCAAAUAUUUUUUCAAUCCAAAAGUUUCAAGCAACUUGUGGGCUGCGUUUCCUUUUUAGGUGGAUAUUGGAAUACUCAAGUAGUGCAUUCUCAAUAAAGCAUCACACGGUGAAAGUGGCUUUAUUAGUCGGUACGGGGGCCAUGGCCAUCGGUUUCUUCGCUUUAUCAUUCUCCACAAAGAGACACUUUUCACAAAGAGACAAACUUUUCUUUAGGUGAUGCAAACAAUUCUUGCUCCAGAAGGCAGAAUUCUGCUGGCUACUCGAGGUCAUCUUCUCUUUCAUUGUACCAGAAGCUCUUGGAGAAGGGUGAAGAUGUUUAAAUUGCCGUUUUUUGUAGUAAAAUACUCAUCGAUAGUGUUGUGUGCAUAUCUCGCCAUAGUUGCUCAGCAUCUCUGAUGUUUCUUUGUGGUUAAAAAAUGACACUGAUCAAUUAGAAUUGUAAGACUAGAUUAAUGUUUAUUGAUCACAGAACAUCUGAGACAGUUGAUAUAGAAAUCAUCCUUUGUUUUAGCA
Lycium barbarum (goji berry) is the source of this 2002-nucleotide messenger RNA. RefSeq lists its product as uncharacterized. The transcript has 12 exons. The coding region runs from base 96 to 1706 and encodes 536 amino acids. The record is from RefSeq and is a predicted model, not a curated record. Gene Ontology annotation, cellular component: plastid. Lineage: Eukaryota; Viridiplantae; Streptophyta; Magnoliopsida; Solanales; Solanaceae.